AUGGGGAAGCUUUCUGAAUGGAAACAAGCCAAAAUAUUUGGCCUUCAAAAUCUCUUCCGGGGUCAUGGAGGUCUGCUGGUUAAGGCUUCUGGGUUUGGGAGAGACCUCGCUGUAACCAUCACCACCACCUUCAUCAUCAUCAUCAUCAUCGUUGUCGUCUGCUGCUACUGUUGUGCUAGAAGGGGUGGAAGUGCGGGCGCAACCCGGGCCUGCGGGGGUGGUGCUCCCAUCAACCCGGCCUCGUUGCCCCCUGGCGACCCUCAGCUCAUCGCUCUCAUCUUGGAGCAGCUCAAGAGCCGGGGCCUUUUUGACAGCUUCCGCCGGGACUGCCAGGCCGACGUGGACAACAAGCCAGCUUACCACAGCCUGAGCCAGAAAGCGGAUAAUUUUGUGUCAGCACAUCUGGACAAGCAGGAAUGGAAUCCUUCAGUGAACGAAAACCAACUGCGCGAUGGUCUGAGGCAGAGUGUGGUUCAGCCAGAGAGGUCGGAAGCUGGAGUAGACAGGAUUAUUUCUCAGGUGGUGAAUCCAAAACUAAACCACAUCUUCAGGCCACACAUAGAACAAGCAAUUCAUGAAUUCCUGGUGGCCCAGAAAGAAGCGGCUGUGCUAGUACUCCCUGCAGAGCCGGAAGGCCUGGACCCUCCAGCUCCGUCUCAGGACACUUCCUAAGAAUAUGGCUGACAACUUUUGAAAGCGCUAUUUAAUUUUGGGUGAAGAAAUGGAUUCGGUUACAUAAGACUGCAAUUUCAGACCAAAGAUAGGCCAAGGUCGUCACUGAGCUCAAGAUUUCCACCUACACCAUGAGCAGUGACCAGAUUGAAAGGGAAGCAAGUUCGGCAGAGAGAGAGUUGACCCUAUCGACCCCUGCAUUACGCUGCCAUUUGGCCGGCCUGUCCAAGGGCCUGACACCAAGCACACACCACAGAGAGGGAAACACUACUGCAACCCAGGGUUGUCCUGAAACAGACAUCUAUACUUGGACAUGGAGACUGCACAUAGACUUUAGGGUUUGUGCUCUGGGAUAAACGAAAGCUACAGCGAGAGGACAUAAUCAAUCCUAAAGACAAUUUCAAAGAACAAUGACAGUCAAGGUUAACUGGGAGUAGUAUUUGACAGUAUUUAUUUGAUAUUGUCUCUCAGAGUUGCAAACUAGAUUGUACACGACAUUAGCGUCAAAUAGCUUUAAAGUUGUGACCUUCUUGUACAUGAAUCUUCUAGCCAGUUUCCUUUCCUUUGUAAGAGGUAACAAAACAUGAAACCCUAGAAUGAGUGAGAAGUUCAGACAUUAGGUAUAAGGAAACUCAUUUGCAGACUCUCUGUCCAAGGCUGCUUCCUGUCUUGCAGGGGCUAGUGAGUCUUGUGUGUGUUUAUGUUAUUCUCACAUUUGUGUUUUUUUAGAAAAGUGGAUGGUCAAUAAAUUGCUUAUCUUUCAACAGCAACAACAAAAAAGAAA
Molecule: messenger RNA, 1456 nt
Organism: Mandrillus leucophaeus (drill)
Lineage: Eukaryota; Metazoa; Chordata; Mammalia; Primates; Cercopithecidae
Gene: BOD1L2
Product: biorientation of chromosomes in cell division 1-like 2
Exons: 3
Coding region: 1-672 (223 amino acids)
Source: RefSeq, a predicted model, not a curated record